AAAAACAAAACACGUCCUAUAAAAAGCGAUUUAAAGGUCGGCACGUUCGUUGGUCAUCUUUGUUUUUUAGUGCUGCUUCAGAGUUUAUUGACCAAAAAAAAACACGUUUUAGUGAAAAGGUCAACAUUUUAUGUACUAAAAAAAGCCGGCAAGCCAUUUCCGGGUUCUUCGAGGAUGACGCACACACAUCCUGGAUGACAUAGUUACAGACUUCAUGGAGGACCAGGAGCAAAGAAACUAAAAGUAGACCGACAAGAAAAGAAAGAUAGUCCUGAAGAGCAUCCAUCGUCUCCUCGCCGGCGCUCACAUGUGGCCCCCUGCACGCUAGGAUGCGGCGAGCAGGUGCACAACCACGGAGCGGCCGGGGAGGCGCCACGCUGCCAUUGCCUCAUGUUUUAUGCACGGCCGCGACACGACGGCGUGCCCGCCUCUGAAUCCUCCUGACGCCUGGGACCGCUAUCAUGUCUGCAGAGAGGCGCCACAGCCUGGGGGCGGUGCCCAUGGAGAGCUGGAUGACCCACAUGCCGCCCGCCCUGUGGGACACCCCGCUCUGCCACCUGGCCAUCCCGGGCAGCCAUAACGCCAUCACCUACUGCCUGGACUCCAACAACCGCUCCCCCGUGGACCUGACCCAGCCCGACAUGCUCCGGAAGCUGGACCGCUACCUGAAGCCCCUCAUCCGCCCCUUCGUGUACAAGUGGGCCGUCACGCAGGAGUACUCGGUGAAGCAGCAGCUGGACUGCGGGGUCAGAUACUGUGACCUGAGAAUCGCACGCCGACCCAACGACAACUCUACUGACCUCUACUUCUACCACGGCGUUUAUAGCACGCUCACCGUGGAGACGGUUCUUGGUGAGAUCAGGGAGUGGUUGGACUCGCGUCCUAAAGAAGUCCUCAUCCUGUCAUUCAGUCACUUCCUAGACGUGAGCUGUGAGCAACACUUGCUGCUCCUGACCAGCAUUCGGAGCAUCUUCUCCUCCAAACUCUGUCCCGAAACGGACACGCUGACCCUCAGGAAGCUGUGGUCCGAGGGCCGGCAGGUGAUCGUGUCGUACGAGCACGCCAUCGCCAGCCACCACCGUGACCUUUGGCCUCACAUCCCGUACUGGUGGGCCAACAAGUGCAAGGCCGAGGACCUGAUUGAGGCUUUCGAGCGCAGGAAACGUCGUGGAAGACCAGGAGGGUUUUUCGUCACAGGAAUAAACCUGACGGGGCACCUGAAGUACAUCUGCACACAUCCCACCGUGUCCCUCAAAGACUUGGUGACGUCCAGCAAGCCCACGAUCCUGAGUUGGGUCCGAGGUCAAUCCCCCGGCGGCGGGGCGGACUCUCUCAACAUCAUCGCGGGAGACUUCAUCACGGACACACACUUCACACAAACUGUUGUCGCGCUCAACGACAAACUGCUGCAACAACACUGAAUGCUCAAUAUCACAACAAACCAUGAACUUGAUAUUUGACUCCAGGAAACAAACAUACUUGAAGUACCUUCUCUAGUGAUGCAACACUUUUAGGCCAAGAGGCGAGCAAGCAAUAGCCAGACAGGUGAUGAUGUCAUAUUAUUGUUUUCCACAUAAUAAGCACACAAACGUACCUUUUUAUUGCAUGCUAGUAAACACCUUGACUUUACGCUGCACCAAUGUGCCUGAGGAAAUGCACCUUUUUCAAUAAAAUGCACAUUUUGACGCGUCAC
This is a messenger RNA of Entelurus aequoreus (snake pipefish), 1693 nucleotides long. RefSeq names its product phosphatidylinositol-specific phospholipase C, X domain containing 1 (gene plcxd1.1). The transcript has 10 exons. The coding region runs from base 462 to 1421 and encodes 319 amino acids. NCBI's taxonomy places the organism in Eukaryota, Metazoa, Chordata, Actinopteri, Syngnathiformes, Syngnathidae. Gene Ontology annotation, biological process: lipid metabolic process. The record is from RefSeq and is a predicted model, not a curated record. Gene Ontology annotation, molecular function: phosphoric diester hydrolase activity.